Messenger RNA from Nycticebus coucang (slow loris), 6185 nucleotides. RefSeq names its product fibronectin type III domain containing 3A (gene FNDC3A). Gene Ontology annotation, molecular function: protein binding. NCBI's taxonomy places the organism in Eukaryota, Metazoa, Chordata, Mammalia, Primates, Lorisidae. The record is from RefSeq and is a predicted model, not a curated record. Bases 436 to 4035 code for a protein of 1199 amino acids. The transcript is spliced from 27 exons.
CGGCUCCGUAGUAAGCAUGGCGGCGGCGGCGUUCGUGGUCCCUCGGGUGAAACAGAAAGCGGGAGCUACUCGGAGAGGGAGCGAAGAGCGGGGCUGAGGCGGCGCCGUCACUGCCGGGAAACACCUCCACAGUCAGCGCGCCAACGGCCACGGCGAGCCCGAGAGCUGGCUGUGCCGCUGAGGUAGAGCGAGAACGAUCAGGACCCCGAGGGAGAGGCGCCGGGGGAGCCGCCUUCCUCUGCCUCAGAGCGGCGUGAGUCGGAGAACUUGCUGAAUACCCGUGGCAAAGCUUGGUAUACUUGCCUUGUUCCUGAUCUUGGAGUAAAAGCUUUCAGUCUUUGACUGUUGAAUGUGACCUUCCUGUGGGUUUUCAUCUAUGGCCUUUAUUAUGUUGAGAGUUGGAACAUUAUCCAGUAUAUUAAUGUCUUAUUGAUAAUGGCAGAACAUCCACCGCUAUUGGAUACAACUCAGAUUUUAAGCAGUGAUAUUUCUCUUCUGUCUGCCCCUAUUGUAAGUGCAGAUGGAACACAACAGGUUAUUUUGGUACAAGUUAACCCAGGGGAAGCAUUUACAAUAAGAAGAGAAGAUGGACAGUUUCAGUGCAUUACAGGUCCUGCUCAGGUUCCAAUGAUGUCCCCAAAUGGUUCUGUGCCUCCUAUUUAUGUGCCUCCUGGAUACGCCCCACAGGUUAUUGAAGACAAUGGUGUUCGAAGAGUUGUUGUGGUUCCUCAGGCACCAGAGUUUCACCCUGGUGGUCACACAGUCAUUCACCGUUCUUCACACCCUCCCCUGCCUGGUUUCAUUCCUGUCCCAACCAUGAUGCCCCCUCCACCACGUCAUAUGUACUCACCAGUGACUGGAGCUGGAGAUAUGGCCACACAGUAUAUGCCACAGUAUCAGUCUUCACAAGUAUAUGGAGAUGUAGAUGCUCACUCUACACAUGGAAGAUCCAACUUUAGAGAUGAAAGAUCUAGUAAAACGUAUGAACGUUUGCAGAAAAAAUUAAAGGAUCGCCAAGGAACACAGAAAGAUAAAAUGAGCAGUCCACCAUCAUCACCCCAGAAAUGCCCUUCUCCCACAAAUGAACAUAAUGGACUUAUAAAAGGGCAGAAUGCUAGUGGUAUAAACACAGGAUCAGCAAAAAACAAAUCAGGGAAGGGGAAAGGAGGUACACAAGUUGACAUAGAAAUUGAAGAAAAAGAUGAAGAAACUAAGGCACUUGAAGCACUUCUUUCCAACAUUAUCAAACCGGUGGCCUCAGACAUCCAGGCAAGGACAGUAGUACUUACCUGGUCCCCACCCUCCAGCUUCGUGAAUGGUGAAACAGAUGAAUCUACUGUACCAGAGCUCUAUGGCUACGAAGUUCUGGUCUCAAAUACUGGAAAAGAUGGGAAGUACAAAAGUGUCUAUGUAGGAGAAGAAACAAGCAUCACUUUAAAUGAUCUCAAGCCAGCCGCAGAUUACCACGCAAAAGUCCAGGCAGAAUACAAUUCUAUAAAGGGAACUCCUUCAGAAGCUGAAAGCUUUACUACCUUGAGCUGUGAACCUGAUACACCUAAUCCACCAAGGAUAGCCAAUCGGACCAAAAAUUCACUCACUUUGCAGUGGAAGGCACCAAGUGACAAUGGUUCAAAAAUCCAAAGCUUUAUUUUAGAAUGGGAUGAGGGAAAAGGAAAUGGAGAAUUUUAUCAGUGCUACAUGGGUUCACAGAAACAAUUUAAAAUUACUAAACUGUCACCAGCAAUGGGCUGUAAAUUUAGAUUAUCUGCCAAAAAUGACUAUGGUACAAGUGGUUUUAGUGAAGAAGUCUUGUAUUACACCUCAGGUUGUGCCCCUUCUACACCAGCAAGUCCUGUGUUAACAAAGGCUGGAGUUACUUGGUUAUCCUUACAAUGGAGUAAACCCUCAGGAACACCAUCAGAUGAAGGAAUUUCUUACAUUUUAGAGAUGGAGGAAGAAACUUCAGGAUAUGGUUUUAAGCCCAAAUACGAUGGAGAAGAUCUUGCUUACACAGUGAAAAAUCUCAGACGUAGUACUAAAUAUAAAUUUAAGGUUAUUGCUUACAAUUCGGAAGGCAAAAGUAAUCCGAGUGAAGUAGUAGAAUUUACUACCUGCCCUGAUAAACCAGGAGUACCUGUUAAGCCUUCAGUUAAAGGAAAGAUCCACUCUCACAGUUUUAAAAUUACUUGGGAUCCACCAAAAGAUAGCGGAGGGGCAGCCAUUAAUAAAUACGUAGUGGAAAUGGCAGAAGGUUCUAAUGGAAACAAAUGGGAUAUGAUAUACAGUGGCCCUACCAGGGAACAUCUCUGCGAGCGUCUGAAUCCUGGCUGUUUCUACCGUUUGCGGGUUUACUGCAUCAGCGAUGGAGGACAGAGUGCGGUCUCUGAAUCUUUGCUGGUGCAGACGCCAGCUGUGCCUCCUGGCCCAUGCCUCCCUCCCAGAUUACAGGGUAGACCCAAAGCAAAAGAAAUACAGUUACGAUGGGUACCCCCUCUGGCUGAUGGUGGAUCACCCAUUUCCUGUUAUGGUGUGGAAAUGUGUCCUGUAGAAAAAGACGAACCCAGAGACAUUUAUCAAGGUACUGAAUUAGAAUGUACAGUGAGCAACCUUCUUCCUGGGAAGACAUACAGCUUCAGACUGCAUGCUGCUAACAAAAUGGGGUUUGGACCAUUUUCAGAAAAAUAUGAUGUUACUACAGCCCCUGGGCCACCAGAUCAGUGUAAACCCCCCCAAGUGACAUGCAGAUCUGCAACGUGUGCACAAGUGAAUUGGGAGGUUCCUUUGAGUAAUGGAACAGACGUCACUGAAUAUCGAUUGGAGUGGGGAGGAGUUGAAGGAAGUAUGCAGAUAUGUUACUGUGGGCCUGGUCUUAGUUAUGAAUUAAAAGGACUUUCACCAGCAACUACAUAUUAUUGCAGAGUCCAGGCUCUGAGUGCUGUGGGUGCAGGCCCUUUCAGUGAAGUGGUAGCCUGUGUGACUCCGCCAUCAGUUCCUGCUAUUGUGACUUGUCUUCAAGAAAUAAGUGAUGAUGAUGAUAUAGAAGAUCCUCAUUAUUCCCCUUCUACAUGCCUUGCAAUAAGCUGGGAAAGGCCUUGUGACCAUGGUUCAGAAAUCCUUGCCUACAGCAUAGACUUUGGAGAUAAACAGCCCUUGACAGUGGGAAAGGUCACGAGCUAUAUUAUAGACAAUUUGCAACCAGACACAACAUACAGAAUACGAAUUCAAGCCUUGAAUAGCCUUGGAGCUGGUCCGUUCAGCCAUAUGAUAAAGUUAAAAACUAAGCCACUCCCUCCUGAUCCACCUCGUCUGGAAUGCGUUGCCUUUAGCCACCAGAACCUUAAGCUGAAAUGGGGAGAGGGAACCCCAAAGAUACUGUCAGCAGAUUCUAUUCAGUACCACCUUCAGAUGGAGGACAAAAAUGGAAGGUUUGUAUCCUUAUACAGAGGACCGUGUCAUACAUACAAAGUACAGAGACUUAAUGAGUCCACCUCCUAUAAAUUCUGUAUUCAAGCCUGUAAUGAAGCUGGAGAAGGUCCCCUCUCUCAAGAAUAUAUUUUUACUACUCCGAAAUCUGUCCCAGCUGCCUUGAAAGCCCCCAAAAUAGAGAAAAUAAACGAUCACAUUUGUGAAAUUACAUGGGAAUGUUUACAGCCAAUGAAAGGUGAUCCAGUGAUUUACAGUCUUCAAGUUAUGGUGGGAAAAGAUUCGGAAUUCAAACAGCUUUACAAAGGUCCCGACUCCUCAUUUCGGUAUUCCAGUCUUCAGCUGAACUGUGAAUACCGCUUCCGUGUGUGCGCCGUCCGCCAGUGCCAAGACCCUGUGGGGCACCAGGAUCUCAUUGGUCCCUACAGCACCACCGUUCUCUUCGUCUCUCAGAGGACUGAGCCACCAGCCAGCACCAACAGAGACACUGUGGAAAGCACGAGGGCCCGGCGGGCGCUCACCGACGAGCAGUGUGCGGCCCUCAUCCUUGUGCUGUUCGCUUUCUUUUCCAUUUUGAUUGCCUUUAUCAUUCAGUACUUUGUAAUCAAGUGAAAAUACAACUUUAUUUUUUAAUGCUGUAUUACAUUUUAUUUUGUCAUGUACUAAAAUUAUUUCUGUAUUGCUUUUACAAAAACAGUGGCAUUCAGCACUGGCAUUGAGACUAUAGCACAUCAUUUCCGCCAUUUUCAGUGCUUAUAUUGUUAGGUAGAGGCUGGCACUUUAUUAGAAUGCAAGCCACAGAAGUAUCAAAUUUGGGGGGUUUGUUUGGUUGGGACUUUUUUUUUCCUCCCCCCUUCCCUUUUUUCUCGAUAGGCCUUCUUGUGGAGCAAACUUUUUAAGAGGAAACAAUUUAUAAUUGAUAUUCUGACCAGUCAGCAUGAGUGUAAUAACCUGAUCUGUUUCUUUUAAAAUUAUUAGCAAGUAAAAAAUUCAGAACGACCAGAAUUUACACUAAUACCCUCUAUGAAAAUGUUAAAGUCGGCUGCUGUGAAAGCAAUCUAGUGCUAUAUUUCUACCUCCUCAUUUGUCUUAAUUAUUUGGUAAGUGGGAUUAUGAUGAGUGACUGGAGGGGCUUAGCAAACAAAAACUGGAUGAAAGAAUAUGCAUGGACAAAAGCCUCUUGUCUGAUAAAUGUGGAGUUCUUCAUUACAAGUAUAUAUUCAUGAAUCCACAGAGAAGUCAUUUAAAGAAAGCACAGACAGCUUAUUUGGCCUAAAAAUAUUUUAACGUUUACUCAAAAAGUAACUUUUCAGGUCUCAAGGACAUGGAAAAGAACAGAGGACUUUUAGAUAGUUACUUUUUAAAAAGUAAUCAUAAAAAUCAACUGAAUUUCAAGUCUAUUUGGCCUCCUGUGAGCCUUUGAACUAUUCAUAUAUAUGUAUGUGUGUAAGGACAUGCACAUGUAUAACACACACGGCUCACUCCCUCUGUCUAGCGUGGGCUUAUUUUGAAGAACUCCAGCAAGUUUUUGCUGCUUCUCCCAUAACUACUGCCAUCACCAUCAGAAUUCAUAAUCAAACCUAACCUUUUUGUUUGGGGCACCAAAUCUGAAGACAAACUAAUUUGCACCAGUAAAUUUCAAGCUGCUUUCUUUCUUAAAAAACUAAUGUUUAAUGUAUAAUGUCUGUUUGGAUACUGUUCCAAAUUGUUGAUUGCAUGUGGUUAAUGUUGCAUUAGAGCACUUUGCAAUUGCGUAAUCAUCAAUGUUUUCGUGAGCUUGCGUUUGUGAGUUAUUGGAUGAUCAGACUGAAUCUUGUCAAGCAUCACAAUGUACAUCUUGCCUAGAUGUCAGUGACUGCCAGUGGUAAAACAGUUUGUAAUGAAACUAUCUAAAAUUCUUGUUUUAUCAUACCUGUUAUCUAUAAAACACCUGUAACUAGCUUUUUAAUUUAUUUGAAUUUUAGGAUAGUGAAUCACUAAUUUUUAGUUGCCGAGGUUAGCGUUUUAGUGAUUACUAAGCACUUCUGUCAGUCCUUGAAAAAAGGAAUGUAUGUUUUGUGCUUUGAAAAUCUCUGAAGAAUUUCCCUUAUAAUAGAAUGGGCAUGUAGUGUAAUUGUUUUAUGUCAAAUGAUCUGUGCUAUAGAAAAAACAUUAACCUUUGUUCAAAAAAGAAAUGGAUAAACUUGGCCUUUCUGAGUGGUAAGAAUGACCUGUCACUAUAAUAUAUUGUAUGUUUACAUUUUAUUUAAAUCUGAUCUCUUAUGUAUAGGGUAAUGACCUUCCCCCAAAACAACAGUGAUUGUGUUUGUUUUCUAGAAACUUCUCUAAAGUGCCACGUUUGGCAGUACAAAAGGGUUUUGAGUGUAAUAGCCAGAGAUUUCUAUAUGGUCGAAUGUCUAAAAUGGUUAAAUGUGCCACUGUGUCGAGUUACAGCGGCUUGUGUUUUUCAUAGUAAUCAAAUGAACUUCCUAUUUUUGAUAGUAAAUGUCAUUUAAUAGUGUACUUGCCAUUUGAGCCUCACUGCAAAAUUAGUGCAGAGGAGAAAACAAUUUUUAAUGUAAUCUUGAUUUUACCUCAUAUACUGUACAUUCCAAAAACUCUAAACUUUUUAAAGAUUAUAGAUACACUACCAAGCAUAUCACCUUGAAAUUGUAUAUGGUUGAACUUCAUACAAAUGAAAAAGUAUCUCAUAAAAAUACAUAAACUAUGUAGCAAAGCAUCUUUAAAAUCCAUGGAAAAUAAAAGUUGUAUCUUUUUUUUGA